Messenger RNA from Pedinophyceae sp. YPF-701, 321 nucleotides. Lineage: Eukaryota; Viridiplantae; Chlorophyta; Pedinophyceae. The record is from the annotation of a GenBank genome assembly.
AUGUGGCCUUGGUCGAAAUCCUCAGAGCCCGAGACGAGCGUCCUCAAGGACAGCCGGAAAAAGUGCUGGGAAGCACGGGACAGCUACUACCGCUGCUGCGAGGAGCUAGGCGACUCGGAGGACGCUCGUAGCUGCAGCUCUGAGCGCAAGCUCUACGAGGCCCUGUGCCGCGCGUCGUGGGUCGCCCACUGGGACCAGGCCCGCGAGCGCGACGCCAAGUACUCCCGCGUCCUCGCGCGCAACAUCCGCCAGGGCCAGCGCACGGGCAGCCUGCGCGGCGUGCAGGAGGGGCGCAACCAGCAGGUCGAGGACGACUUGUAG